Molecule: messenger RNA, 936 nt
Organism: Purpureocillium lilacinum
Lineage: Eukaryota; Fungi; Ascomycota; Sordariomycetes; Hypocreales; Ophiocordycipitaceae
Source: RefSeq, a predicted model, not a curated record
AUGCCUCCCACUCCUUCCACACGCAACGGCCAGCCCGGCGACAACCUCCCCCAGCACGCCAUCAAACGCCGCCGCGACUCCUCCUCCUCCUCCUCGCCCAUCUUCGUCUCCUCCGGCCCCGCGGCAGGCAGAUCCUCCACCGCCCCUCUGUGCCCCUCGUGCGCCGCCUCCAUGAGCGGCACUGCCAGACCGACCACAUCGCCCGAGGCACGGCAGCUUCUCUUCGACGCGCUCGAGAGGGGCGACCGCCUUGCGGCCAUGAGCAAGACCAUCGACUCGCCCGGGUGCCUCACCCCCGCGCAGCUCACGCGGUGCUUCGACAUUGUGCACGCAUGCGGGUGCGCGACGGAGGCGCAGGCCACUCUCGCCAUGACGCGCCAGAGCGUCGACGGGUUCCUCGAGGCCGUGUUCCAUGACUGGUCGAGCGAGAGGCCGGGAGAGCUGCUGCGGCCGGAGCUGGAGUUUCUUGUCGACGCCGAGGUGGUGGCCGGACGCAUGUGCGUAUCUCCGUCGAACCACCACACCUUCUCAGACUGCCUCUCGUCCGAUCCCCCCUGCGGCGUCGAAGUCACCGCGUCGGCCACCUACAGCAGCAACCCCGCGAUGCUGAAGCAAGAGUUUCUCACCACGGACCCGUUCACGCGCCAGCCCGAGGCGACAUGCCUGCUGGGACGCAGCGACGUGCGCUGGGUGGCGACGGACUGGCGGGCGACACUGCGGGAGACGCUGCUGAGCAAGGUGCUGGCCAGGGCGGGCAAGUUCAACAAGCACCUCGCCAUCUGGAAGGCGCGCAGGCUCGUCGUGGCGUGGAGCAAGGGCCGCGCCGAGGUGGGCGUCGGCGGCAGCGGCGGCGGCGGCGGGGACGGCGAGGACCCGGCAGAGGGCUUUGCUGGGCGGGAGCAGGCUGAGCUGGCGCUCAUGUGCCUUGGAGGAUGA